GUGAUAGCCACUAUAUAUGAUAGAGGAUUAUUUAAGAGUGAUUUUGUAGUGAUUCAUAUCUUUUUAGCCAUGUAUCAUGAACAGAGAAGAAUAUAUCAUCAAAUAGGAAUGAUAAUAAACCAAAG
Molecule: messenger RNA, 125 nt
Organism: Funneliformis caledonium
Lineage: Eukaryota; Fungi; Glomeromycota; Glomeromycetes; Glomerales; Glomeraceae
Source: the annotation of a GenBank genome assembly